Messenger RNA from Phanerochaete carnosa HHB-10118-sp, 483 nucleotides. RefSeq lists its product as uncharacterized. The coding region runs from base 1 to 483 and encodes 160 amino acids. The record is from RefSeq and is a predicted model, not a curated record. NCBI's taxonomy places the organism in Eukaryota, Fungi, Basidiomycota, Agaricomycetes, Polyporales, Phanerochaetaceae. The transcript has a single exon.
AUGAUCGCUCUUCUCAAGGAACUUGCACCGGAGGUCUUCAACAUUGAUACGAGACAUGGAAAGUUUAAGUGCAGCAUCUCUUAUGUUCGCCGUUUUGUACAAGUCCAGCUUCAAAGGUCAAUUUGGAAGGCGACCCGUGCGGCACAGAAGAUUCCCAAGGACGCACCUGACCUCUGCCGAGCUUCCUUCUGCCGCCAAGCUCUUGCUAUUUGCGACCAUCAAAUUCCUGCAGCGUUACGAGUCAACAUUGACCAAGCACAGUGCGUGCUAAUGAACACUUGCGGUCGAACAUACGAGGUCAAGAACAGCAAGCAGGUAAUUUGCAUCGGGAAGGAGGAGAAGCGGGCGUUCACAAUAUUGGUUGGUGUCUCAGCGUCUGGAGUUGCUUUACCAUUCCAAGCGAUCUGGAAAGGAAAGAGCACUGGAUCUCUUCCUUCUCGCUCAGCGCCUCGCUAUGCAGAAGCUGAAAAGCUUGGCUUCUGA